Molecule: messenger RNA, 3244 nt
Organism: Rhopalosiphum maidis (corn leaf aphid)
Lineage: Eukaryota; Metazoa; Arthropoda; Insecta; Hemiptera; Aphididae
Gene: INPP5E
Product: inositol polyphosphate 5-phosphatase E
Exons: 8
Coding region: 1031-2800 (589 amino acids)
Biological process (GO): phosphatidylinositol dephosphorylation
Molecular function (GO): phosphatase activity
Source: RefSeq, a predicted model, not a curated record
AAAAGAAACUAAAUGUCUCCCACGAACAGUCCUUAUUCUAUCUGGUUAUUAUUAUACAUUUUCCUACUCAUGUCACGUGCAACAAUGUGGUGUCGGCGAACGGUUUUAAAACUGCAAUUUCGUAUUGACCACGGAAUCAUACAUUUCACGAAAUGUUAGGGACCACUGAUGCAGGAGGUUUAGUUAUAUUAUUUUACAACGAUUCAGAGCAGACAGCAGAAGUAAAUAAUACAUAAAGGUAAUUACUAAAUUGUUAAAAUUUUCGCAAUAUUCAGUAAAGUAUAACUAAUAACUAUAAAGUAAUACUUAGAACAAUAAUUACUAUUUAACAUGAGCGUAACUUGAAAAUCUAUUAGGGGGGCAAAUAUAUAGUUAUUUAUCAAUUAUUAUUGAAUAUUAUUAUAUUACUUACUCCUAAUUUAUUUUAGGAGAGCAAGGCCUCCUUUCGCUCCCCCCAAUUUACACCUAUGCUAUUCAGUAAUAAUAGUAAAUACUAAACUAUACCCCAUGGGCUAUAGAUUAAGCACAUUACACAGUACCCAAUGGCCAAUACCCAUAGUCACAUUCCCAUGCCUCUAGGCAGUCUAGGCUCUAACCGUCAGUCGGAAUAGAAGGGACUUGAGGCUUUAGGCUUGCACUUGCAGUUACUCUUAGAUAGAUUAUGGUUACUCUUGCAAUCACGUAACAGCAUUACCGCUACACUGUUCGUGGUUACAAGCUUACAUCAAGAAAGUUUAUCAGUUUAUCAGAAAAAACAUAAAACGACAAGUUGACAACCGUCUACAACCAUCAACUUUGCCGAUGUUGUCUCUAUUCUCUAAAUAAGCAAAUUUUUAAUUAUGCACAAACAACGAUUAGAUAGAUAUAAGUACUUAUUUAGACGUAGUUGAAUUUUAGUAAUACUGUUAGGAUGAUUAAAUUAUGAUUACGUUACAAUGUUUUCCUAGUCACUAUACAAUAAAUAUUUUUUUUUUCUCUACGGCUAAAAUUGAUCUCGUCUUCUUUUAUGACCGAACUGUGAGUUAUAAACAUGAAUAAACCUAAUAUUUCGCCUAAAAAAAAAUCGAGUUUGUUAAGUAUACUACACUUAAAGAAAAAAAAACCAACGACACCCGAAAUUGAUACAUCAAAACAAUCAUUUUAUCAAUUAGAUGGUCCAUAUCGUAAUGUCUCUAAUCCACUCAAUAGAAGCACAAAUGUUUCUUUAUGUUGUGCAAUUACCGAAACAACAAAGACACCGUCUGAUUUCCAAAAUGGAGAAAACUCGAAUGAACCUGAUGUAUGUUCUUGUGCAGUGGAACCCAAUACUUCUCAUAAACGUUCUUUGAGUCUGGGCUUACAUUCAACUAUUAACGGUGUAAAUUCAGAAUAUAAAGAAACUGAAUCAAAUGAACUAUCAACCCCUUCUUUGGAGAAAUGUGAGAGGUUACGGAAAAUGUUUAGCAAUGCACAACAUGUAUCUGCUGAUAGUAUAAUUAUUCCAAAAACCAAUAGUAUAAAUACAGCAGAUUCAAAGCCAAUUCGGCCAUCAUCUACAACUACUUUAACAGCAUCUGAAUAUUUAAAAAAAACUGAUACUAAAAAUAACUCAAUGGAUAGUUUAGCCAGACAGGCUUUAUUUGCAGUACAAGUAUUACAUCUUAUUCCCACAUCUGAUGUUAAAGAACGAAACUAUUUGCAUGGACGUAUUGCAGGAAAUUCUUUACUAGGAGCAAUGGAAUUGGAACGUGUCUUACAUAAUCGAGAAGUUCGUAUUUAUGUUGGAACAUGGAACAUGAAUGGCCAAGCACCUCCGCCUGAACUAAAUGAACUACUACUGCCUGAUACAGUUCCACAUCUGCCUGAUAUUCUUGCUAUAGGUACCCAAGAAAGUUAUCCUGAUAAGUUUGAAUGGGAAGUAAAUAUUCAAGAAACUAUUGGUCCAUCACACAUUCUUUUUCAUUCUGCUUCCUUAGGCACAUUACACUUGGCUAUUUAUAUUAGAAGAGAUUUGAUUUGGUUUUGUUCUGUUCCUGAAGAAUCAAGUUUUAGUACUCGACCAGGAACUGCAUUUCGAACAAAAGGUGCUGUUGCUAUAUCAUUUUCUUUAUUUGGAUCAUCAAUUUUAUUUAUAACAUCACAUCUUACUGCACAUGUAGAAAAAGUUAAAGAACGUUUACAAGAUGUGCGUAGAAUUAUUAAAUCUUUGGAACUUCCAAAACUUUUGCCUGUUAAGCAUAAAACAAAAGAUGUUACUAAUAAUUUUGAUUAUGUAUUUUGGUGCGGAGAUUUAAACUUUAGACUGGCCCAUUCGCGACCUGAAGUAAUGAAAUGGGUAACACAGCAUAGAUUUCCUUUAGCUUCUCCUAUGCAUCAAACACUUUCAGAUCAACUAAAUGACUGUAUUUCAAACGGUUUGGUAUUUCGUGGAUUUCAAGAAGGCCCAUUAACGUUUGCACCAACAUAUAAGUAUGAUCCAGGAACUGAAAUGUUUGAUACAUCUGCUAAACAAAGAACACCUUCAUAUACAGAUAGAAUUCUUUAUAAAUGUGGAAAACAACAGGUUCUGCCAAGUCCUACAGGAUCCACUUGUACUUCAUCUAGUAUUGAAUGUUUAACUUACUGUUCAGUUCCAUCAGUAUGUACUUCUGAUCAUAAACCAGUUUGGGGUCUUUACAAAUGUUCGAUUCGGCCGGGCAUUGAUACUAUGCCUUUGGCUGCUGGACAAUUUAAUCGUGAAGUAUACUUGGAAGCAAUCAAAAGACGAGCAGCAAGUAUGGACAAACGUGUUGGAACCUCUGCUGUUUGUAAUGUACAAUAACAAAAAAAAAAACUGUUAAGUCUAAAAAUUGGCAAAAAGUGAUAAAAUCUUCUUAAAAGGGUACUAUAUAUUAGUUUGUAGAAUGUUAUAUAAAGGGGGAUCAAAUAACUAAUCAUUUAUAUUAAUCAAAAGUGAUUAAAUAUUAAGGAGUUAAAUGACAUAUAAAUAACGCACUAAAAGACUGCAUGUAAAAGAUAAAACAAACAGCUAUAUUAAAUUUGCUUGACUGUCUAUGGUGCUUUCAUUUUAAUAUUAUUUUUUAAUAAUUUUUUUGAAGUUUUAUAGAUAUUUUAACCUUACCAAAGUAAUUUUGUCUAGUCAAAAUAAAUUGUAAUUUUAAGUGCAAUUUUUAUGCCACUUACCACUUAUUAUAAUCCUUUUCUUGCUAUUAUUUUAAUUUUUACCUGUUUAUUUUACUACACCUAGUCUUUAAUCUUAUUGUAA